Hylaeus volcanicus is the source of this 2963-nucleotide messenger RNA. RefSeq names its product DNA replication licensing factor MCM4 (gene dpa). Gene Ontology annotation, molecular function: single-stranded DNA binding; ATP hydrolysis activity; single-stranded DNA helicase activity. The record is from RefSeq and is a predicted model, not a curated record. The transcript is spliced from 8 exons. Bases 138 to 2834 code for a protein of 898 amino acids. NCBI's taxonomy places the organism in Eukaryota, Metazoa, Arthropoda, Insecta, Hymenoptera, Colletidae. Gene Ontology annotation, biological process: double-strand break repair via break-induced replication; mitotic DNA replication initiation; DNA strand elongation involved in DNA replication. Gene Ontology annotation, cellular component: nucleus; MCM complex.
AAUGGUAAUGAACAGUGCGUAUCAGUGCUUUGUGUAUUGUGUAUGCACCCAUGCUGUAGAGAAUAAGCGCGGGAAAAUAAUUUUCCCACGCUUUUCAUGGACAUUGUUGUUACGAGUUUGAAAGAAUAAGAGAAAUCAUGUCGAGCCCAGCACGAUCACCUGCUGAUAGUCCUCGUACAACUCCUCGACGUCAAUUACAGGGAAGAUCUCCUGCACGAUCGCCUGCGACAGAUGAUAGUCCACGUACAACUCCUCGUCGUCAAACACAAGGAACAAGAUCUCCUGCUUUUGGUACACCACGUACUGCUAGUCGUAAUGGGGUGGACAAUAAUGUGGAAACACCACUGCGAUGGGGUGUCGGUGGCGCACGACAAAAUGCUCUGGAUACUGCAAACCAGGUUGCCACUAUUCUCGCUUCUUCUGAGCGCGACAGCGCAGGAGGUCAUUCUCCAAGUUCUGGGCAAAUGAUUGGAUCAGAAAGUGGCUUGCAAUUGUCUUCUCCUGUCAAUUAUGGUACUCCCAGUUCCUUAGGUUCUAUUCGUACUCCGAGAAGUGGAAUUAGAGGCACUCCGAUUAGACACAGACCUGAUAUUAACACAGACAGACGUCUGCGUCAAGUUACGCUACAAGAACCAAUUCCAGAGGUACACAGAGCUCCAGGAACAUCGGAGAGCGAAGCAGCAGGGCCACACUUGGUUGUUUGGGGCACAAAUGUACUCAUAAGUCAAUGCAAGGAACAAUUCAAAUCGUUUUUCGAAAGAUUCAUCGACCCAGAGGCAGAGAAUGACGAAUUAUCCGAAAACAUAAAUUUAUCUGAACCAUUGUACCUCCAGAAAUUGGAGGAGAUACAUACCUUGGAAGAACCAUAUCUGAAUGUCAACUGUGCACACGUGAAAACUUACGACGAGCACCUCUAUCAACAACUAGUCUCUUAUCCUCAAGAAGUGAUACCGACUCUAGAUAUGGCAGCAAACGAGUUAUUCUUUGAAAAAUAUCCAGCAGCAGUUUUAGAACAUCAGAUUCAAGUGCGUCCCUUUAAUGUAGCCAAGCUCAAAACCAUGAGGGAAUUGAAUCCUUGCGAUGUCGAUCAAUUGAUCACAGUACCAGGAAUGGUGAUCAGAGUAUCGAGAUUAAUUCCACAAAUGCGAGAGGCUUUUUUCAAAUGUACCGUCUGUGCUUUCACAACUCUUGUUGAGAUCGAGAAGGGAAGGACAAAGGAGCCUACCGUGUGUGCACAUUGUACACACAAAUAUUCUUUCACUUUGGUGCACAAUCUAAGUCAUUUCUCUGAUAAACAAAUGAUCAAGUUACAAGAAGCCCCUGAUGAAAUGCCACAAGGACAAACUCCGCAUACUAUCGUUUUAUUCGCCCAUAGUAAUCUAGUAGAUGCAGUCAUGCCUGGAGAUAGGGUCUCCGUCACUGGAAUUUACAGAGCAGCCGCGCAUAAGCCUAAUUUUGAGCAUACUUUACAUGCCAUAUACAGAACAUACAUCGACGUGGUUCAUUUUAGAAAAUAUGACUCAAAACGGUUGCACGGGCAUGAAGAUGGCAAAGAACACAAUUUCACACCAGAAAGAAUUGAAAUAUUGAAGAUGUUAUCGCAGAAAGAAGAUAUUUACGAUCGAUUAGCGCAACAUGUAGCUCCCAGUAUUUAUGCAAACACUGAUGUGAAGAAGGGAAUUGUUUUGCAAUUAUUUGGUGGAACUAGAAAGUCUUCGACCAUAUAUGGAAAACACUUUCGACCUGAUAUAAAUAUAUUACUUUGCGGUGACCCUGGCACUAGUAAAUCGCAAUUGUUACAGUAUGUUUAUAAUUUGGUGCCACGAUCGCAAUACACUAGUGGAAAAGGCUCCAGCGCUGUUGGUCUAACAGCUUACGUAACAAAAGAUCCAGAAACCAGACAAUUGAUACUGCAGACAGGAGCAUUAGGACUCGCAGACAAUGGAAUAUGUUGCAUCGACGAGUUUGAUAAAAUGAACGAAAGCGCAAGAUCGGUAUUGCACGAAGUGAUGGAACAGCAAACAUUAAGCAUCGCCAAAGCUGGAAUUAUUUGUCAGUUGAAUGCUAGGACCAGCAUACUCGCUGCUGCUAAUCCAUGCGAGUCACAGUGGAAUAAAAACAGAACUGUGAUUGAAAACGUAAAGCUGCCCCACACCUUGCUCUCUCGAUUUGACUUAAUAUUUUUAAUGUUAGAUCCGCAAAAUGAUUCGUACGACAGCAAACUUGCCUCUCACAUGGUAGCCUUAUAUUACAAAGUGUCAGAAGAAGACGAGGAUGUGCAACUGAACAAAAGCAUCGUUCGCGAUUAUCUAAUUUUCGCAAAGGAACACAUUCAACCUGUUCUCAACGAGGAAAGUCAACAGAGACUGAUACAAGCUUACGUCGAUAUGAGAAGAGUUGGAAGAGGACGUGGACAAAUAACAGCGUACCCUAGGCAAUUGGAAUCUCUGAUAAGAUUGUCUGAGGCACACGCUAAAGUUAGACUGAGUCCUACCGUAGAGUUGCAGGACGUCGAAGAAGCUUGGAGAUUGCACCGAGAGGCCUUGAAACAAUCUGCUAUUGAUCCUCUGAGUGGCAAGAUAGAUAUAACUAUUUUGACUACUGGUAUAUCUUCGAUAGCUAGGAAGAAAAAGAAGGAGUUGUGUGACUCGAUACAGAAACUUAUUGAAAACAAGAAGAAGGGUCACAUAAUUAGUCAACAGAAACUGUUUAGUGAAAUUAGACAAUCUUCUGAAUUGAUGAUCACUAGGGACAUGUUCGAGGAUGCCUUGAGAGAGUUACAAGAUAAUGGAAUGUUAACAGUAAUUGGAAGAAGCAGCAUCCGUAUUUCUUAACUGUUUUUCACUCAAGUUUCAUUGUUUUUAUAAUUUAUAUGAUAUAACUAAGAAAUUUAUUCUUAUAUACAUGUAUUCUUUUUUAGAUAUUUAUACUGAUUACAACAAAAAUAAAUAACAGGAAUACCA